AGUGAUGAACAAACUAAUGACUUCUUGGGUGAUGGUGUGCACUAUGAAAUCUCUUCCAAUGAUGAGCCAACAGCACAGAUAAGGCGCCGUACCAUUAACACUCCGCGACGGAACGUUUCAAUUCCGCAACCAGUGUUUGACAAUUUAGCUUCGCACGAUAAUGGUGUUGCACCUGUUGUUUUGGCACCUGCUGUUCCACCACAUCUUGCUCCAUUUGUCAUUGACAAUGGACCGUUUGGAUUGUCCCCAUUCCAGCUUGGAGUUUCACAUGCCCCAACACCAAUUCAUUGGAUAUCUUUCUCUGAAAAUGCAGUGCAAUGUCGGAACGACGAGCUUUACAUGGAUUGGUUUAUCAAUGCCAUGCCUUGGGAUCUCGUCAUCAGCGGCAAGAGGAUGGUGGAUAGUUUCCGUGAGGAUGGUGAGAUGACUUACUACACUGUCGAUGCUGGAGUUCGCAUGUUCAAUGAGAAGGAGAUGGUCAUGAUGCAAGGCAUUGGAUACGGCAUGUGGCGUUGCAUGGUUCUUGCUAACUUUGCGGUUUAGUUCCUCUCGACGCCUGGAGAUUAUGAUCUGGAAACUGCUGUGAAAAUGUUCUUGCCUAGUAGGGUGGGGUUCUCACCGGCAACGUGCCGCAUGAUAAUGGCGCCUGUGUUACUUGAUGACUCGAGAGCUUGGUGCCUCUAUGCCUUCGACAUGCAUGCCAAGAUACUGAACAUACUGGACCCAGUCCAUACUCUUCAGGAUCGGGAAGUGAUGGCUGGCCUGCAUGCUGCUAACGCAGACCUACUCCUUGCUGGAUUAGGGGAGGUUGGCCUUGCCCUGGUUGAAGGGUUUACUAUUAACAGGGAUGAGUGGGACAUUGAAUACAACAUCGGCAUAAACAACCCUUGCUCUAUCAAUGAAUCUGGUGUGUACUUGUUCCAUUAUGCAAGGAACUUCACUGGAGCCAACCUAGCUGAACAGAUUGAUGAGGAUGGGCUGGUCGUCCUCCGGAAGAAGUUGUUCUAUGACAUCAUGGCGAUGGACGGCAAUGCGGGGGAGACGCCAGGUUUCAUGGAGCGGUGAUGACUCAAUACAUAUAACUGAACCAGUGUGUGGCAAUGAGCAACCAUCGUAUUUUUGUUUUGCAGAAGUGUGACGCGUUCUUAUUAGCUAGUUUUAUAGCUAGAAAUGUGAUGCUUCCAAAAACAAGGGUUGGGGUCAUCCGCAUGUGGCUGG
This is a messenger RNA of Hordeum vulgare subsp. vulgare (domesticated barley), 1218 nucleotides long. RefSeq lists its product as uncharacterized. The transcript has 7 exons. NCBI's taxonomy places the organism in Eukaryota, Viridiplantae, Streptophyta, Magnoliopsida, Poales, Poaceae. Bases 589 to 1065 code for a protein of 158 amino acids. The record is from RefSeq and is a predicted model, not a curated record.